Messenger RNA from Oreochromis niloticus (Nile tilapia), 2852 nucleotides. RefSeq lists its product as uncharacterized. The record is from RefSeq and is a predicted model, not a curated record. Bases 91 to 1803 code for a protein of 570 amino acids. Lineage: Eukaryota; Metazoa; Chordata; Actinopteri; Cichliformes; Cichlidae. The transcript is spliced from 9 exons. Gene Ontology annotation, molecular function: protein binding.
GAGAGUGAAGUGAGGAGUUUCCUGCAGUGUCUGCCUUAUAUCUCACAGCUCAGCUGUGAUCCAGAGUUCUUCCAGAGUGUGUGCACAUCCAUGUCUGUAAGAUCCAGAGAGGAGGCCCAGCAGCUGGAGUCUCUGCUGCAGCUGCUGGGCUUCCAGCUGCUGCUAACAGGAGAGUUACACAGUAAAAGCUGCUGGUCUGUGGGGAGAGUUCUCAGACUGUGUGGCUCUAAAGUGGAUCUCAUCCUCACACCCAGCAAGAUGUCUGCCAGAGGAGGUGCUCUGCUCUUCAGACACACAACACAACUACACAGUCUGAGGCUUUCCAUCGACGUGUCCUUGCUGCUGUCUCAGUGGGUAAGAAGAGGCAGAGCGGCCUGUCGACUGGCUGUUGAAGAGCUUUCUCUUGUGCCUAAGAAAGCCCGAGCAUCACACAGAGUAUUGUUGAGGGCUGUCAGUAGUUUGGCUUCCCUGCUGAGAUACUGGACAGUUGGACGGUUAGACCUGACUGAGACCUGCAUCUCUGCUCAGGGUCUCAUUGCUCUGCUGCUCCAUGAUGGUCCUCUGACAGUCAAACUGAGUGAAGAGAGCUUCCAGCAGCUUCUGUCUCUCCUGCAUGAAACCCAGGACAAGGACUUGACGUUGUCCUUCUUGAGUAAGGUUGGUGGAGACCUGACCUCCUGCUGUCUGAGCUGGGAGCUUCUUCACUAUCUGCUGCAGCAGCCGUCAGCUCAGACCAUCACUGUGGACCUGAGGAAGAACCUCUUCUUACAGGAGGAAACCACACGUCUGCUUCCCUUUCUGGACAGGAUUGUGUUUAAAAGGCCCAGUCCCAGCUUUGUGAUGAGCUCCAUCAGAGAGCUCUACAGAGCUCACAACAGUCACGCUGUACCCAGUUUGCUGAGGUCACUUGGUCAUGUGAUCAACCUGAGCUGCAGAAAGCUGGACUCAGUGGACUGUGCUGCUCUGAUCUUCAUCCUCAAACACGGAGACGGAGUCAAACUGAACCUGCUGUGGACCUCCAUACCAGCAGAGGGAGUAGAGUCCAUCCUCUUCAUGCUGGACAACGUUUCUCAUCUCAGUGUUGACAGGAAUCAGCUGCUGAGGUUCAUCCACUGCUGUGCUGCCUGUGACGUCCAGCAGGAGGCAGCGUCAGGCCUGCUGAGGACUCUGCAGCACAGCUUGGAUCUGUCCUGCUCUUCCUGUGUGGCGCCACCAGAGGAGGAUCAGACUGAGCCUCUGAGUCUGACUGCUGAUGACUGCAGGGCCGUCUCCACCAUCCUGACACACGGCAGCCGGGACACACAGCUGGACCUGCGAGACUGUGAGGUGGAGGACAGCGUGUUGGACCUGCUGUUUCCUGUCCUCCACAGGGUCCGCCUCAGAGUCAGUAAAACUGUCCUCCUCCAGCUGCUGUCUCUGGUUCCUGUGAACAGUGAGAGGGACACAGUGAGGCGGGCAGUGUCCCUGUGUACAGCCCUGGGUGGAGAGCUGGAUCUCAGUCACAGCACACUGGAUCAGAGGGUCUGUGGGGCUUUGGUCCAGAUGCUGGACUCGUGUGAAGGGCUGACGGAGCUGGACCUCAGUCACUGUCAGCUCACUGACCAGCUGCUGCUCCCUCUCAUCACACAUCUGCACAAAGUCCAAGACCUGGAUCUGAGUCACAAUCAGUUCACUGAUGCUUCGACUGAUGUGUUACUGCAGCUGCUCUCCAUCAACCCCUCCAUCCACUCUGUGCGACUCUUCAGCAACAACAGCGUGCACAGAGCAGCUUUCAAGGAACACACGCAGUUUGAGAUCUGGUGAAGCACUCGUCAUCAUCUUUAUCAUCGUCGUCAUGGUCGUCAUCAUCUUUAUCAUCGUCGUCAUGGUCGUCAUCAUCUUUAACAUCGUCGUCAUGGUCGUCAUCAUCAGGGAGAUGUAGUUUUAUGGUCUCAGUAAAAACUCUCCUUUCAUAGUUGCUUCAUACUAAUCUGUAAUAUACAAGAGCAAUAAUAGGUCAGCGUAAUAAGCGUUAAUACCUACUUUAGAGUAUUUUCUUUUUCAUGUCGUAAUUAAAAUGCUUUGUUUUAUUUAUUUGUGUAGAAACGAGCACGUCUCAUGUUUCUGCUGAUUUUUAUUUUAUGGAGAUCUGAAGCCAUCUAGUGGUCAUCCCAAUAUUUACACAUCAGGUUGUAUUAUUGUGAUUAAAAUAUUUUCAAUUAGUGAAAAAAAGUGAGGCUGUAACAGUUACACUGUACAUUGUACAGUUGUGAGUUUGUUUUUUGUGUACUCACACACAAAUGUUGAUUCCACGAAAUACAAACAGAAAAGUUUAACAGCUGAAUUGUUUAUUGAACAAAUAAUGAACAAGUUCUCACAAUCAUCUCUUUCCGAUGGAAUAUCAUGUAUCAGUAAUAACAACAACAACAAAAAAAGCCGGUCUGAAAAUUUCUUUCUGAGAACACGGCCCAUCAGGAAAGUGCAUGGCGCUAUUGUAAUCAUACUGGUGUACUUGCUAACAAAUGUUGACUCCACAAAAUGCAAUACAAUAAUAUUUGUAAACAUAACUGUCCAGCUGUCCAGUGAUUAAUAGCAGGACCUCACAGCAGAAGCAUAAUGUGUUGUACAUGUAUUUUUCAUUUAUUGUAUUUACCAACAUCAAGAAGUCACAAGCAAGCAGCACAUUAAAGACAUGCAGUGUUUUCAGAAAGAAGUUUUUUAGACCGGCUGUUAUUUUGUUACUACAGAUAUGUGAAAUGUCCUGUUAUGGUUUAAUAUACACAGGCAAAUCAUUUAAACAUUAUAUUCCAUUGUACAGAGGUGAUUGUGAGAACUUGUUCAAUAUUUGUUUAAUAAAAGAUUCAGCGGUUGCA